GGGACCACACCAUGGAGCUGCUGCGGCUGCUGCUGGCGCUGGCUGGGACAGGCACAGCCCUGGGCCUGGCCCUGCUGCCCUACGUGCCCCACGUACCCACCGUGGCGCUGCCAGGGAAGCUCACGGCCACCACCUUCACCCUGGAGAGACCCAACUGCAUCUUCGAGCAGGAGGCUGAGGCUCCCGAUGCCGUGUGGCUGGUGGUGGCGUUUGCCAACGCCAGCAGCCUGAGCACCAUCGACCCCCUGCCCGUGCACCGCAGCAGCACCGUGGUGGUCAUCACCUCCAUCCUCGCCAGCCUGGGGGCUGUGCUGGCCGCCGCGGUGCUCAGUGCCGUGGGCUCCAAGGCGUGGGGGUCCCUGUGCCGCAGGGAUUCAGGGACCAGCACCCACCGAUCCUACAGGACCCACCACAUCCCCCCAGCGCUGCCCCGGCCCCCCGGAUGCCGCUGCACCCCCCCGGGGCUGGGCUGCUUUGCCCCCCGGCCUCCUGCUCCGUGUCCUGCCGAGUAAACUCCCUCUUCACA
Messenger RNA from Melopsittacus undulatus (budgerigar), 526 nucleotides. RefSeq lists its product as uncharacterized. The record is from RefSeq and is a predicted model, not a curated record. The transcript has 4 exons. The coding region runs from base 12 to 512 and encodes 166 amino acids. NCBI's taxonomy places the organism in Eukaryota, Metazoa, Chordata, Aves, Psittaciformes, Psittaculidae. Gene Ontology annotation, cellular component: membrane.